CGGGCCAUGGCGCUGCUGCAGAACGUGUCGCUGCAGGAUCCACGGGACCGCUUCGAGCUGCUGCAGCGCGUGGGGGCCGGGACCUAUGGCGACGUCUACAAGGCCCGCGACACGGUCACGUCCGAACUGGCCGCGGUCAAAAUAGUCAAGCUAGACCCAGGGGACGACAUCAGCUCCCUUCAGCAGGAAAUCACCAUCCUGCGUGAGUGCCGCCACCCCAACGUGGUGGCCUACAUUGGCAGCUACCUCAGGAAUGACCGUUUGUGGAUCUGCAUGGAGUUCUGCGGAGGGGGGUCUCUGCAGGAGAUUUACCACGCCACAGGGCCCCUGGAGGAGCGGCAGAUUGCCUAUGUCUGUCGGGAGGCACUGAAGGGGCUGCAUCACUUGCACUCUCAGGGGAAGAUCCACAGAGACAUCAAGGGAGCCAACCUUCUCCUCACCCUCCAGGGAGAUGUCAAGCUGGCUGACUUCGGGGUGUCAGGCGAGCUGACAGCGUCUGUGGCCAAGAGGAGGUCUUUCAUUGGGACUCCAUACUGGAUGGCCCCAGAGGUGGCCGCCGUGGAGCGCAAAGGUGGCUACAAUGAGCUGUGUGACAUCUGGGCCCUGGGCAUCACCGCCAUCGAACUGGGCGAGCUGCAGCCGCCUCUCUUCCACCUGCAUCCCAUGAGGGCCUUGAUGCUCAUGUCGAAGAGCAGCUUCCAGCCGCCAAAGCUGAGAGACAAGACUCUCUGGACCCAGAAUUUCCAUCACUUCCUCAAGCUUGCCUUGACCAAGAAUCCCAAGAAGAGACCAACGGCAGAGAAGCUUCUGCAGCACCCCUUCACAACCCAGCAGCUGCCUCGGGCUCUCCUCACACAGCUGUUGGACAAGGCCAACGAUCCCCACCUGGGAACCCCCUCUCCAGAAGACUGUGACCUGGAGACUUAUGACAUAUUUCCGGACACCAUUCACUCCCGGGGGCAGCAUGGCCCAGCCGAGAGGACCCCCUCGGAGAUCCAGUUUCACCAGGUGAAAUUCGGCGCCCCACGCAGGAAGGAAACAGACCCACUGAACGAGCCGUGGGAAGAGGAGUGGACGCUGCUGGGGAAGGAAGAACUGAGCGGGAGCCUGCUGAAGUCAGUCCAGGAGGCCCUGGAGGAAAGGAGCCUGACCAUCCGGCCAGCCUUGGAACUCCAGGAGGUGGACUCCCCAGAUGACACCAUAGGAACCAUCAAGAGGGCCCCAUUCUUGGGGUCAUCUCCCACUGAGCCUCCAGCCGAGGACCUGCAACCCAGUCUCCCAGGAACUCCACCACUACCGCACCCAGGCCCUGCCAGUCCUCCCCUGCUCCCCACCGCCUGGGCCACCAUGAAGCAUCGGGAAGAUCCUGAGAGGUCAUCUUGCCAUGGGCUCCCCCCGACCCCCAAGGUGCACAUGGGCGCCUGCUUCUCCAAGGUCUUCAAUGGCUGCCCCCUGCGGAUCCAUGCUGCUAUCACCUGGAUUCACCCUGUCACCCGGGACCAGUUCCUGGUGGUGGGAGCCGAGGAAGGUAUCUAUACCCUCAACCUGCAUGAACUGCAUGAGGAUACACUGGAGAAGCUGAUUUCGCACCGCUGCGCCUGGCUCUACUGCGUGAACAACGUGCUACUGUCCCUCUCAGGGAAAUCCACACACAUCUGGGCCCACGACCUCCCAGGCCUGUUUGAGCAGCGGCGGCUACAGCAGCAGGUUCCCCUCUCCAUCCCCACCAACCGCCUCACCCAGCGUAUCAUCCCCAGGCGAUUUGCCCUGUCCAACAAGAUUCCUGACACCAAAGGCUGCCUGCAGUGUCGUGUGGGCUGCCGCGUCCUGUUCCACGUCCUACCGCUGGAGGCUGGCCUGACGCCGGACAUCCUCAUCCCACCUGAGGGGUUCCCAGGCUCUGCCCAGCAGGUGAUCCAGGUGGACAGGGACACAGUCCUGGUCUGCUUUGACCGCUGCGUGAGGAUCGUCAACCUGCUGGGCGAGCCCACAGCCACGCUGGCGCCCGUGCUGACCUUUGACUUCCCCAUUGAGACUGUGGUGUGCCUGCAGGACAGCGUGCUGGCCUUCUGGAGCCAUGGGAUGCAGGGCCGCAGCCUGGACACCAAUGAGGUGACCCAGGAGAUCACAGAUGAGACGAGAAUCUUCCGAGUGCUUGGUGCCCACAGAGACAUCAUCCUUGAGAGCAUUCCCACCGACAAGCCUGGGGCUCACAGCAACCUCUACAUUCUCACAGGCCACCAGAGCAGUUACUGAGCAAGUCACCUAGCUGGCUUGGCCAGGAGCGCCCCCGCCUGCCCCACACAGCAAUUCUUUCAGGCAGGGGGGCCCCUCCGAGAUCAGAGGAGCUCAGGCCCUGGUUCUGCUGGUCUGAAAGGGCAGAAAUCCUGAGAAGAGUCUGGGGGCUGGGGAAGGGAGGGGCCCGCAGCCCACACCUCCGCAAUAACUGGACCAGAAGAAGCUGCUGUCAUAUCCCCCUCCCAAGCGGGCAGCUGGUUCCCAGAGCGCUGUGGCAGGGCCCUGAGCAGUUUGGGGGCAGCCCGGGGCUAUCCAUUCCAUUUUGUUCCACUUUUCCUUUCCACUCAUCCUGCCAAGAGCCUGCCCCUGCGCUCCAUCCUGGGGAACGUGGUAUUUAAAAGAGAGACUAUAUUGGCAUUAAAUCUGGUUUGAUUUUAUUCCACUGGUCCCUUUGGGUCAGGGGACACUGAGCCCACUGCCUCAUUUCCCACCACAUCUCCCUCCAGCGCAUCUUUCUUGGCACCAGGGGCUGUGGAUGAAACAUGGAAGGGGGGCCACCAGUGUUCUGGUGACUUUCAUGAGGAGCCAGGCAGAGGUGAAGGGGAGGUCUCGGCCCCUCGUGAGAGCUCAGGGUCGCUGUGUCUUCCUGGGCUUCCCUGCUCAGGAUGAGCUCCUCCCCUGCCUUGCAGUGUAAGGUCUCCUUUGUGGCCAAGGAGUUAUGCUGAUGGGGCGGGGGGAGGCCCCCCAACAACGGAUUCAUCUAGAGGACCCCUGUCCCAGGUGGGGGCCCGCCAGGUAGCCUGUGGAAGGGCCCAGAAGGGGCCAGCCGAGGGCUGCUCUACCCAGCCCCAGGGAGGCUGCAGCCUGUGGAGACAGCUUGUCAUGACCUGCAUCCCGUGCCCAGGCCUGUGGCUGCCUCCCACCUGCUGUCUGCUCUGUCAGGCUGGGAUUACUAAAUACGGGCGUGCUCAUCAAGCUAGGCUCUGGGACAAUUAGCCUGUGUCCAUUUAACAAGAGUUCCUGGGCUCCCAGAGGGAUUCCCUACUCAGAUGUGGGCCAGCCCCCAGUGAGGGCAGCUGUCCUCCUUGCUGGAGCCUACAUCUCGAGGGCACAUCCAUCCACCUGUUGCCGACUUUGGGCUUUCCAUGGUCAUUCUCCCAUGUGUCCCUCUUAGACAGUGCUGUACCCCGAGGCCAGGGAGCCCCGAGGGGUCCCAGACACUGAGCAGGCUGCCCUUGAGCAGUCUUUGGGUAGGUAAGGCAAGACCAAGGUUACAGAGGGUGGGGAGGCCUAGGGCUGGAGGAGGAGCCUGAGCAAAGGUCCAAGGUCAGUUUGGCCCAGUCACCUUCCUUCUGAUGUUCAAGUGUUGGAUGAGAACUCUGCAACUGUGGGCCCUUGGUAAAUAAUUGAUAAAUGAAUGAAGUGCUGAGUGGGUGGGUAGAUGGCAGCCCCGUCCCUAGUGCUCCUGGCAGGGGACCCCAAGCCAUCUCGUGUUCGUCACACUGUCCCCUUGUCCACCCUCCUGCAGAGGUUUGACUGCUCUCUUAGGGACAAGGGAGGGUUUCUCAACUGAAAUGGGGGCUCAGAUCAGGAGCGGAGACAGAGCUCCUGUGUUCUCCCUGAGACCCAAAGGAAGGCAAGAGGCACCUUCCGGGUUCUGAAGGUUUGUCUGCACCCACUCGGGGGGCAUUCAGUGGGCCAGGUGGAGGGGGUGACAGGAAUAUGAUUCCUAACUUCCGUUUUUCCAGAUUUCUUGGCAGAGGUGCAGGAUUGAGGAGUGCCAGGGUUGGGGAGGUGAGCUUCUGCUCAGUGGACAUAGACCCCAACCUUUGACGCCUAGGUACCCUGGGAGGACGUUCAGCCCAGAGCAGCAGGCAGCAGACAGUGCCACCUUGUGGCAGGCCAGUCCCCCAACACACUAAAGCAGUUGGGGGGUGGUCAGACUGUAAAGUGCCAAAAGCAGGGGGCCUGGGAAAAGCAGGGACAUUUGAUAAAAUAUUUGCUGCCAGCAAAGGCUGGCUGCCAGCCAAAGAAAGGUCAAGAAGCCAGGGAAUAUGCACUGAAAGACCAAAAUUGUUAUUUUAUCUGUGUUUUUUUAAUAGAUAACCCUUGGCCAUAGCACAUAGAUUUUUUUUUUUGGGGGGGAGCAUACCAGGUUGCCUGUGGAACUCACCCCCCACUGCCCCUGCCCCAGACCAGGGACCGCUGAGUCUUAACCACUGGACCACCAGGGAAGUCCCACAAUAAAAAAAAAAAAUACAAACUAGAUAACAAUGACAAGUCUAUCCAGGUCCCAGUUACUUAUGAACUCUCUGGAAGUACUCAUGCAUGUUUAAGCAGUUCAGUAUGCAUUAGUCUUUCCCCUUUCUUACAUGGUGAUAUAUUCCACACAGUGGAAUAUAUCUUGCCCUUUAAAAUCUGUCCUGGAGAGUUGGAGAGAAUUCCCUGGCAGUCCAGUGGUUAAAAUUCUGUGCUUUCACUGCUCGGGGCCCAGGUUUGAUCCCGGGUUGGGGAACUAAGAUCCCAUAAGCUGUGCAAUAUGGCCAAAAAAAAAAAAAAAAAAAUCUGUCCUGGAGAACUUUCCAUGAUCAGUGCCUCCACCUUUGUUCUUUUAUAGCUCAUGAUGUUCCACUGUAUGGGUUUCCCAUAACUAAUGUGAAUUAACCAUAGUUAGAUCCUAUUGAUGGAAAUUUCAGUUGUUUCUAUUAGUGUGAUAUUACAAAUGAUGCAGCAAUAAAUACUCCUAAGCCAGUGCCA
Molecule: messenger RNA, 4995 nt
Organism: Odocoileus virginianus texanus
Lineage: Eukaryota; Metazoa; Chordata; Mammalia; Artiodactyla; Cervidae
Source: RefSeq, a predicted model, not a curated record